AUGGCGGUGAAAGGCCUCACGUCAGCGCUGAAGUGGAUACCCAACGGCCUCCGACACUUAGGCUCAGACGGCGUGCUGCGUGUCGUCGACAGCGGCACGUUCCAGGUCACAGACUACGUUCGCCUGAGCCAGACACAGAUCCUCAACUUCAUCAACCUGCUGCCCCUGGGUGUUCGGCCUGACCCUGCGCAAUUCAACAAUGUGGAUGGAACCACCGUUUCUGCGGCCCAGGCCCAGUUUCCGCCGCCCGAGAUCUACGCGUCCAUCCAGGAGUCAUACGCCAAGUCGAAAGCUGCGGUCGGACUAGGAGAUACGAGUAAGGUUGCCCCGAAACCUGAAGCUGUGGAGGUGGAAAAAAGGGAUUGCUCGACUGAGGUUUGCCGUUAUUCGUCCGAUUGUCCCAGCGCAUGCAUUUGGUGUCAGCAGGUCACGGGAGGCUACGGCUUUUGCCUUGGGUUUUGA
Molecule: messenger RNA, 462 nt
Organism: Colletotrichum spaethianum
Lineage: Eukaryota; Fungi; Ascomycota; Sordariomycetes; Glomerellales; Glomerellaceae
Exons: 1
Coding region: 1-462 (153 amino acids)
Source: RefSeq, a predicted model, not a curated record